Molecule: messenger RNA, 769 nt
Organism: Paramormyrops kingsleyae
Lineage: Eukaryota; Metazoa; Chordata; Actinopteri; Osteoglossiformes; Mormyridae
Source: RefSeq, a predicted model, not a curated record
UAACUAUAACGUGUGUUUUGCUUUCCCAGUGUCGCACUCCCUGCAGUAUGUCUACAGCGGCACAUCAGGGAUAUGGAACCUCCCAGAGUUUAUGAUUGUCAGGCUGGUGGACGGGGAGCCCUUUGUUCACUAUGACAGCAACAGCCACAAAAUGACUCCUCUUCAGGAAUGGAUGGCAAAGUCUGAGGGGCCUGAUUACUGGAACACAGAGAGUCAAGUGGCAAUGAGUGAUGAGCUGGCGUUUGAAAACAACAUAGAAGUGGCAAAGCAGCGUUUCAACCAAACCGGAGGUAUCCACACACUUCAAGUGAUGUACAGCUGUGAGUGGGAUGAUGAAACUGGGGCCACAGGUGCUCUUCGUGUAUAUGGCUAUGAUGGGAGUGACUUCUUAACACUGGACUUAAAAACCAUGACUUACGUGGCUCCAGUCAUGCAGGCGGUUCCCACUAAACUGAAUUGGAACAGUGGCAGAGCAUUUCUUGAAGGACAAAAAGCCUACCAUACUCACAUAUGUAUUGAGUGGCUGAAGAAGUAUGUGAGCUACGGGAAGAGCACACUGGAGAGGACAGUCCGCCCUGAGGUGUCUCUGCUGCAGAAGGACCCUUCCUCUCCUGUCACCUGCCACGCAACCGGCUUCUUCCCCAAAGGGAUCGUGGUGACCUGGAGGAAAGAUGGAGUGGACAUGCACAGCGAUGUGGAGGUGGGGGAGACCCUGCCAAACGGGAAUGUUUUUGAAAUUUUAACUUUUAGAGAAUGUAAAUGUCAUUAA